Molecule: messenger RNA, 735 nt
Organism: Penicillium robsamsonii
Lineage: Eukaryota; Fungi; Ascomycota; Eurotiomycetes; Eurotiales; Aspergillaceae
Exons: 1
Coding region: 1-735 (244 amino acids)
Source: RefSeq, a predicted model, not a curated record
AUGAAUGAUGUGGCACCGGAACACGUCCUCCCGGCCUAUCAAGAACACGGUGAUGAACCGAUGCAUGACUACUCCGCGCCCCAUGUGGGCCAGCUAUUGCGGAAGCCUGGCUCUAGACUCAUGCUGUGUUAUGAUCUCAGCUCUCUCGAGCGUUGGAUGGAUGGCAAGAUGGCCAUCCCGGCGGAGAUCCCACUAGAGCAGGAGACUUACACAACGCCCGAAGUUGCAGAGUUGGAGCACAUCAUAUCGAGUUUUGUAUCUUCAGAUUGCUCAGUCAGAUAUAGAUACGGCCAAGAUCUAAGAGAGAGCAUCGGCGCUCUGAAGAGAGUGCAAUCAAAGACGGUUACGGCAGUGAAAAUGCUUGAAUUUGAUUUCGUGCAAGAAGUCAAGUGGUAUAAUCACAAAAUCAAAAGGCCUCGUACCAUUGUCGACCGCCACUUCUGUCAAAUUACCGAAUCACUGGCCCGCGGUGAAGUGAGCUACUAUUGGUUGGAGGCUGGCAACCUUUGGCCUGUGCUGACGCCAACGUCCAUUUUGGAACAACUUCGGUCAACAUCUCAGUGUUUCUUCGGCUCAGGCAUGAGAGGCGCCCUACUCGACUACGGGAUGGAAGUGGUGAAGCUGCAGCAAUUGAUUCGAAUGAAAGAAGCCUUAGGGAAACAGGAAGGGAAGCUUUGUCAAGAGUACAACAACUGGAGUGGUAGGAAUUGGAGUCCCACUACAUACCCAGAUUGA